AGGACGAACAACGGUGGACAAAUGACCGAGGCCUCCUCGGCGCCAUCCCGUCGCCCCGUGUGUCGUCGCCGUCAGCUCCGGCGUCGACCACAUGUUCACAGCCACAGACAGAGUUGCCGUUCACUCGAGUAACCUUUUGGAGCAGUGUACACCAACAGCCAUACAGUAUCUGUUCUUGCUCAGGAUUCGACUCCUCUGCUCGUGCUCCUGCUGGGGGAGAAAAUAAACACCAUACAUACAGUAUAUCUGUUCUUGAAUUAUUAUCCUUCUUGAUUAGUUGGUUAUCACUCAACUAUCGCCCACCAACCCACCAAAUCUGUGGCUCUCUGAUUGUGUCCUCCGUCCCCUCCACACUACACCAAGUCCCACCCAUCCGACCACAAGGAUGCCGCAGCCGGCGCACGCGGACUCCGGCGACAGGCCGCUGGUGCUCCUGUCGCAGCCGCUCUUCCCGGAAUUCGCCGCGGCGCUCGAGGGCCGGUACCGCUUCGUCUUGGCCGCGGAAGCCGACGCGGCCACGGCGGCCGAGGCCAGGGUCCUGCUCGUGCCGGGGCUCGAGGCGGUCACCGCGGAGCUCCUGGACAGGUUCCCGGCGCUGGAGCUCGUGUCGGCCACCUCCGUCGGGGUGGACCACGUGGACCUCCACGCCUGCCGCCGCCGCGGGGUCGCCGUCACCAACGCCGGCGCGGCCUUCUCCGUCGACUCGGCGGACUACGCCGUCGGGCUCGUCGUCGCCGUGCUCCGCAGGGUCGCCGCCGCCGAGGCGUACGUCCGGCGCGGCAGGUGGGCCACGGACGGCGACUACCCGCUCACCACAAAGGUGAGCGGCAAGCGAGUUGGGAUCGUGGGGCUCGGCCGUAUCGGCAUGCUGGUGGCGCGGCGGCUCGCGGCGUUCGGGUGCGCCGUGUCGUACCACUCCCGGUCGCCGAAGCAGUCGUCACCCUACAAGUUCUUCGCCGCGGUGUGCGACCUCGCGGCUGACAGCGACGUACUGGUGCUGUCGUGCGCGCUGACGGAGGAGACGCGGCACAUCGUGAACCGAGAGGUGAUGGAGGCGCUGGGCAGGGACGGCGUGCUCGUCAACGUCGGGCGCGGCGGGCUGGUGGACGAGCCGGAGCUGGUGCGGUGCCUGCGGGAGGGCGUCAUCGGCGGCGCCGGGCUGGACGUGUACGAGAACGAGCCCGACGUACCGCCGGAGCUGUUCGGGAUGGACAACGUCGUGCUGUCCGACCACAGGGCUGUGCUCACGCCGGAGUCCGUCCGCGGCGUGCUCGACAUUGUCUCUGGGAACCUGGAGGCCUUCUACGCCGGGGGGUCUUUGCUCAGCCCCGUGACACUCUGAACUCCGAAGCACAUAACAACACAUCGUUGCGACUGAAAAUAAAAUUCCAUUGCACGUUAAGUAUCCUACACAACACGCGCCUCUUUCGUUAUCAAUCUUGGUUGAGACGACGUUUAUAAAUCGAAAAACCUAUGAUUAUCAUUCUGAAAUUUCAUGCAAUUAGGAGGCUCAAGUUGUAAACACUGGUUGAAUUUUCAGUUAAUUUAGUAUCUAACAGUAUCUGACAAAAUAAUGGAAUAGGCAAAGAGGAGCUUCAGAUGGUUCAUGGGCCAUAAGCUUUCUAAA
This is a messenger RNA of Phragmites australis (common reed), 1627 nucleotides long. RefSeq names its product glyoxylate/hydroxypyruvate reductase HPR3-like. Gene Ontology annotation, cellular component: cytosol. The record is from RefSeq and is a predicted model, not a curated record. Gene Ontology annotation, molecular function: glyoxylate reductase (NADPH) activity; NAD binding; hydroxypyruvate reductase [NAD(P)H] activity. NCBI's taxonomy places the organism in Eukaryota, Viridiplantae, Streptophyta, Magnoliopsida, Poales, Poaceae. The coding region runs from base 386 to 1342 and encodes 318 amino acids. The transcript is spliced from 2 exons.